Messenger RNA from Megalops cyprinoides (Indo-Pacific tarpon), 606 nucleotides. Its product is annotated as vacuolar ATPase assembly integral membrane protein vma21-like. The coding region runs from base 90 to 392 and encodes 100 amino acids. The record is from RefSeq and is a predicted model, not a curated record. The transcript is spliced from 3 exons. Gene Ontology annotation, biological process: vacuolar proton-transporting V-type ATPase complex assembly. Lineage: Eukaryota; Metazoa; Chordata; Actinopteri; Elopiformes; Megalopidae. Gene Ontology annotation, cellular component: endoplasmic reticulum membrane.
UAGUAGCCACUUCUGUUUUACCGAAGUCCUGCGUGCAUCUUCUGUUCAAUGAACAUAGUAAAAUAUAUGUGUGCAUUUUUAUAAACAAAAUGGAGAGAUAUCCGAAAGACAUUCCUGCGCCGGCCCCUGAUUUUAGAGGGAAUGAGGGGUCGUUGGUGUCAGCAUUGAAGACUUUGUUGUUCUUCACUGUCCUGAUGGUCACCUUACCAAUUGGAUUAUACUUCGCAUCAAAAGCAUAUGUUUUUGAAGCAUCAAUGGGGAUGUCCAAUAAGGACAGCUACUUCUAUGCCGCCAUUGUGGCUGUGGUGGCAGUCCAUGUGGUGCUUGCGCUGUUUGUGUAUGUUGCCUGGAAUGAAGGCUCACGUCAGUACAGAGAAGGCAAGCAGGACUAGUUGCAGGCUUCUUGGCCUUGCAAGAGAGCGCAGGGGCAGGGUGACUGAGACCCACAUAGCACCAGGGCACAACAGCAAAACAACGCCUCAUGGGUAAUCUCCCACAACCUGGCACUGCACAGAGCAGAGAACGAAGGAUUAAUGAAAUUGAUGGUACUGAUUUGAAUGGAUAAAGGAAAGCAGAGGGAGAUGUAUAUAAGAAGAAAUAUAACAU